AUGCUCAAAGAAAAGCGAGCACGUUCCAGAUAUGGGACGUACAAGCACAAGCGGCUUUGUCACAAGCGUAGUGAGAUUCGCCUGAUCAGACUGAAGGCUGCAAAAGCGAUACGAGAUGUGGUUCACUGCGAUGUUUUCCUGGUGCCCCUUGAGCAUGCCCCUAGGUUUGAAGCGAUCUCUUAUGCUUGGGGUAAUACUUCCGAUCUAAGGCCGAUUGGCAUCAAUGGAGACAAGCAUAUGCUGGUUUCUAAAUCGCUAGAAUCCGCAUUGAGGUACCUCCGUUAUCAGGGCAAGGAACGGCUUUUGUGGGCAGAUGCAAUUUGCAUCAACCAGAAGGAUAUCCCAGAAAAGAACAAAGCCGUUUCAAAGAUGCAUUCGGUCUACCAGCGUGCUGAACGUGCUAUUGUUUGGCUGGGGUCUUCAUCCCAUCCAUGGUCGUUUCAGCCAAUUCUUGAUGCUCUUGAAGAUGAAGAGAGCAAUGAGGACCUCUUCACAUGGAGAUGCCAGAUCUUGACCAAGCCACACCGACGUGCUCGAGCAAUCCAAGGUUUCGCCAAACUGCAAUGGUUCUUUCGCGGUUGGGUCGUACAGGAGACAUGCUUCGCGCGUGAGGUGAUAGGUCAAUACGGAAAACAUGCGAUACCCUGGCGACAAAUUGAGCAUAUGGUGGACCGACUAUCCAUUACUGCGAGCGGUACCAUGAGCGGGAUAAUGCGCCCUGAAGGGCGACUCAUCCUUAGGCUAAUGCGGGUUGUAUCUACCUUACGCAAUUUACGUGAGCAUCAUCACAAAAUGCAGCCAAUGGAUUUGGCACAUAUGAUGGCUUUCUCGAGAACACGGAUGACUUCGGAUCCUCGUGACAAGGUCUUUGCCUUCGUUAACCUUCUAUCGAAGAUCCCUUCUAGUUUGCAGCCAGACUAUAACAGAUCGACGCCAGGACUCUUUCGGGAAGUUUGUCGACUGCUUCUAGACGAGAUUGGCUUGAAACUGCUGGCUGAGUGUGAGGCACCUACUAACACCGGCCCUGGCAUUAGUCACUGUAGGAUGCUAUCCUGGGUACCUGAUUGGUCUUACACCAGGCAAUGUGAGCCUUUUCCAGGAGGCCUGUCCCUGACCCAUCUCGGCGAGAGCUACCGCGCAGGUUCAUAUGGGCCAGCAAGCUUUGUUUAUUCAGCGGAUUCUGCAAUUCUCCACCUCACAGGUUCCAUAUUCGCUACGGUAGUCUUUCUUGAGCCUGGGGGUCAAAACCAGUUGAGCGAUGGUGUCUUGCAGCACACGUUGUGGGAAAACGUGACCACAAGAUGUCAAGAGGCUGCAGCGGGCACACUUCUCAGCAGUUUCACCUCCUCUGGCUGCCCUGCCUUUACCAAUCACAUACUGAGAAUGGAGCAUCUGGAUAGAACCUUUGAAGGGGAGAAGACAGAUGACUUGGAAAGUUUCCAUCGAGCACGCUGGCCGCAAAACUUGCGGAGGGUGGACGGUCGAAGCAUUCUCUUGACCUCAAAAGGUCACCUGGGCUGGGCACCACCAGCAGCAGUCGUUGGCGAUUUCAUCGCUGUUUUUCCCGGGUGCCAUGUUCCUUUGGUUCUUAGAAGAGUACAUGUGGAGAGGUUCGUUGACGUGAAUCUUGUUGUUGAGCAUGACGCCUGCGGCUGUACUCAAGCCAUCUGUGGAGCUGAGGAAUCAGCUUUCUACCGCAUCAUAGGAGAGGCCUACGUUCAGGGCAUAAUGGAGGGUGAGGCACUGGCUAGCACUGAUGAGCUCAGCAAAGACAACAAACUAGAAGAGAUCGCAAUUGUGUGA
This is a messenger RNA of Endocarpon pusillum Z07020, 1803 nucleotides long. RefSeq lists its product as uncharacterized. The transcript is spliced from 2 exons. The record is from RefSeq and is a predicted model, not a curated record. Lineage: Eukaryota; Fungi; Ascomycota; Eurotiomycetes; Verrucariales; Verrucariaceae. Bases 1 to 1803 code for a protein of 600 amino acids.